AUGGUCCAACAGGCGAACGAACUCGGCAUAGGACUGUGCCUGAUUUCGGAACCUCCGACGGCUCGAGACACUCAACAGCGCCAUAACAGUGGGAAUGGGCUGGCCUCCAUACUAUGUUGGCCGGACCGAAUGCCUAACGACAGAACGGGCCCACUAGUAAAGAGAGGCCGCAACUAUGUGGCUGUCCGAGUCGGAGACUGGCUUUUGGUAUCCUGCUACGCCUCGCCCAACAUCGUGCAUGGCGAAUACCUAGAGUUCCUCGACGAACUGGAGGAACUCAUCAGAGACAAGCGGGCUGCUGAAAUGAUCAUCGGGGGGGAUUUUAAUGCCCGAUCCAAAACCUGGAACCCACGGGCAUCAAUAGUAAAGGGCCCCUAG
Molecule: messenger RNA, 378 nt
Organism: Odontomachus brunneus
Lineage: Eukaryota; Metazoa; Arthropoda; Insecta; Hymenoptera; Formicidae
Exons: 1
Coding region: 1-378 (125 amino acids)
Molecular function (GO): catalytic activity
Source: RefSeq, a predicted model, not a curated record